UGUUUAGGGGGAAGGAUCCCCUGCUUUACAAGUUAUCCCUUGGAGCCAAGGUGAAUUCCAUUCAAAUUCUCUGUAAUGCCGCCUUCGCCACUUUCAUUGAAGCUUUACGUUAACUGCCGCCACAAGUCUCUCUGUUCAUUUUUUCCCCUUAAUUGGAUAUAUAAAUCUUCAAAAGGCCACUGUUCAUUGGACAUAACAAUCCAUUUGCGCCCAAUUUGUCGGUUUCAGCCAAUUCUACACCUAACCCACAUACUUAUUUAACUAAAUCUGCAAGAGGCCUCUGUUUAUUCGACACACAAAUCCAUAUGCGUCCAAUUCCCCGGUUUCAGCCAAUUCUACACCCAACCCACAUACUUAUUUAACUCGUGCUGCUUGCACGACUUUCAUUCAAGCUUACGUAAACUGACGCCACAAGUCACACUGUAUUCAAUUCGUCUCCCUUUCUUUGCAUUUGGAAAUCAUUAAGAGGGCUCUGUCAAUUGGGCACAAAUCCGUAUACGCUCAGUCGACCCAGUUUCAGCCAAUUCUACACCCAACCCACAUAUUUAAUCGAUCCACAUUCCAUUUGGGCACUCUCAGAUUUUUCAAUGGACAAAGUCUGCUCACAACCCAGAUGUACAGAGCACGAGGGCUGGAGCCGCCUGAAUCCAGAUACAACAGAGUUUAUACUCUCUUGUCUGCCUAUAUCAUCCAUAAUCAGCUGCUGCACAGUCUGCAAACAGUGGUAUGCGAUUGCAACUGAGCCUUCCUUUGGAGCACGCCUCAGAGACCAUAAAAAGCCCUGGUUUUUUCUUUACGGCCAAAACAACAUAUUCUUGAAGAACAACCAGGCCUUUGGCUUCGAUCCAGAAGCCCAUAAGUGGAUCCGUUUGCCUGUAUCUUCGUUUCCAGAAUCGUGCGCGGGAGAUUCCCUUGCAGGUUCAGGAGGGUUUUUGUUCGCUACAACUGGGUCAGAUUGUUCAAGAUUCUGUUAUGCGCCUGUAUUUGCUGCCUCAUGGAAGGAAACUGCUCCUAUGAGAUUCUCGCGCAGGCAGCCGCUGGUUGGAGUGUUCAAUGUGAAGAAAAAUUAUGGCUUCAUUGUAGUGGGAGGUUCACGGUUUGUGGGUGGCCUGGUGGAUAUAGAGGACAGGCUUGCUGUUGAGAUUUAUGAUUCGGGUACUGAUGAAUGGGAGCUCUGUGCUCCCUUGCCUGCGGAAUUUAGGUCAGGGAAUUCGUCACAGUGGCUGACAUCUGCGCUAUUGAAUGGCAAGUUUUAUGUGUUCGGGAUAUUUUCUGGUUUUAUGUCAGCCUUUGAUUUGGAGCUCAGGUCAUGGGACAUGGUAAGGAUUUUGAGGCCAGCAGGUAUUUUGUUUUCGUUUCUCAUUCCCUGCCAGGGUAGGCUGAUCCUAGCUGGCCUGAAGAACACUGCUGAUGGCCCGGGGUUUGAUCUGUGGAAAAUUGACGAAGAAACAAUGGGCCUUUGUGAAGUGGGUUCCAUGCCCAAGGAGCUCUUGUAUUCUUUGUUUGACAAUGAUGAGGAGGACAAGUUUGCAAGUUUGAAGUGUGUGGGAUUGGGGAGUUUGAUCUAUGUUUUUAAUGAGGAACACCAUAAGAUGUAUCCAGCCUGUGUUUGUGAGGUUUCAGAAAGAUUGGAGUGUAGGUGGAUGAAAAUUCCGCCACUGCCUGUGCCUGUGAAUAGGUUUCACAGGGUUAUUAGCUUCUGUUCUAUAGCUGCAGUGGAUAGCAUUCUUGGUCGAAAGUACCCAAUGUUGUGGGGUAAUGAAGCACUGAGUUUAAAAUCGUCGUUGGUUGAAAGUGGUUUCGGUGCAGAACGUGGUUAUUCUUCUGAGCAGCUUCUGGCCAUUGUAUGCUUAAGAUCCUGAAAAAGAGCUUAUGUAGAUUAUCUCAUAAAUUUCAGGAGCUCUUUGCCAUGAAUCGGUCUCAUGUAUUAUAUUACGAGCUCCAUUAACUGUAGUAUGGAGGCAAACCCACUGCGGGCACACUGCACCUAGUUUCCCUGGUCAGGUGAUCCCAUGAAAUUUAUAAUUGUAAUCAUAAUUACUUUUGGCAGCAGACUUUGAGCGGUUUGGGGAAGGAGGGGCUGGAACUUUGCAGAUUUGAUUGAAAUAAUUUAGAAAUCAUAUAUGAUCAAAUGCCAACUUCUUGAUGGUGAUUUGUUUCCGGAUUUCUCUCACUGGAAUCUGGGAAUAAAUUGAACAUAGGUUCAAAGAGUAGAAGUUUCAUGUUUCAUAAGACAAAUGUGCUGUAUGCUACAGCUAUUUUUUCGCAACGUUAUCUGAGAAAGUUGCCGUAACCUUCAUCCAUGAAACCAUUGCCAAUGUUGCAUUCACUAAUCAGAAAUGCGAUUGGAAAAUGAAAGCAUUGCUAUGUGGCAAUAAAAUCUCUUGAGCAGGUGAAGCAUACCUUUUGGCUUCCUCCCUUUUGCAGCAGCUACUUUUCCUCCAAAACAGUAAAUGCUCCUAAUUCAAUAGAGGGAGUUUUAUGUUUAGCAUUUCCAGAAUUUAGCACCUUUCAUGGGAUCAUCUGGGAAUUUAAAAAUGGGAUCUCUCAUCCUCUCCAUGGAAACCCUCUCCGAACUUUGUAAAAAGUUGUUUUUGGCUUUAUGCAUAUCAUGUUUACUAAUAGAAGUAGAACAGAUGAUGUCCUACAGUUUUCAUGCAGUUUGUCCUGGAAGUAAUAAGAGAUUUUAAGUCUAUUGAUGACAUUGUUGCAACAUGAAGUAUGAAAGCUCCCAAUUGAGAUUUGAUAUGGUCUUUGAUCAUGUAUUUAGCAUUUUCAGUUUUGGAAGCAUAGUGUGGUAGUUUCUACAUCCAUAUAUGUAGAUCUGAUUCCAAUUGGUUGUCUCCUUUUAUUGCAUUGUGCACUUUUCAACUGCUAGUGCAGCAGGGGUACACAAAAUUGAUUAUGUAUUUCAGUCAGAGUCACAUAAUAGAAGCUUCCUGUAGAAUAAUUAUAGAAAAAUAUGUACAAAUAUUCUUUGUAACGUACGCACAACUUUUCAGAGAAGAGAUAAAAUCACAGAGCUUUUACAGUCUC
Cryptomeria japonica (Japanese cedar) is the source of this 3036-nucleotide messenger RNA. RefSeq names its product F-box/kelch-repeat protein At3g24760. The coding region runs from base 588 to 1862 and encodes 424 amino acids. Gene Ontology annotation, molecular function: protein binding. The record is from RefSeq and is a predicted model, not a curated record. The transcript is spliced from 3 exons. NCBI's taxonomy places the organism in Eukaryota, Viridiplantae, Streptophyta, Pinopsida, Cupressales, Cupressaceae.